AAAGAUAGCUCGAUUCAGACAAAACUAGAAGGGUCUUACCGGAACCGGGGGAUAUUUGAAAACAUUUCCCGAGAAAUGGCCGAUCGGGGAUACAAACGCUCCUGGAUCCAAUGCCAACGGAAAAUCAAGAGCCUCCGGGCCAAAUAUAAGGAGGCUAAAGACGUAAACAAACGAAGCGGACGUGGACGUGUCACCUGUCCAUUUUACGAAGAGCUGGACCGUGUUUUGGGAGACAAGCCCAGCGUUCAACCACUAUACCUGGUGGAUAGCUGCUUUGCCGGAGAGGAGCCCGAGGAGAGGAGCCCAGGUCCUGCCGCAAACACAGGCAGCGGCAGCAGCGGCAGCGGUGAUACAGGUGAUGGGACGCUUGCCUCACCUUCAACUCCUGCCUCAACCUCAGAGGAAAGUUCUACACCAAGAACUGAUGAUUCAAGCUUUAACAGCAGUACACCAUCUACAUCCUCUGGCUCAAGAUCUGCUAAGAGAAAAAGAAAUUCAAAGCUGGAGACAACACUGGAGGUCUUUGUUGACAAAAUUGGCAGUGCCCUAAAAAAUGAAGACACUGAUCUUUUAUUAAAAAUGCAAGCAGCUCAGCAUAAGCAUGAGCUGAAAAUGUUUUCCAUGCUGUCCCAGUUCUUAGAGAGAUCAAGCCACCCUCCUCAGCCACCGUUUUACCAGGCUCCAAUGCAGCCUUCACAGCCUUACAGCGCAAGAGCACCUCCUACUCAUCCCUCACCGUUUCCUGUAGUUCCAGGUCCAUCCAACAUCAGGCCUCUGUCCUUUCUUCAGGAUUUAAAUCAACCACUGCUGUUCAACAGUGCUCAAUCACAUUCACAUGCCACACAAUCCUUUUGUGAAACACUAGCUAAUGCUCAUGAUUAUCCUCCUGCCUUCCAGUCUGAAGAUGAGGAUGAAAUGUAAGCACUUUUGAAAAGUCCUGAUUUUUGUUUUGAAGGAAGCUGAUCUGCAUUUUAAUUUAAAUACUGCAGUUGCAAUGAAAGGUUAAGUUUACUUUAUUAGUUAGUACUUGAAUUUAAGGUGCAAUAUUUUUUCAUAUUGAUUGUUCUGUUUUUGUAUUCGAAAACAUUGUUAAAUGUUGUUAAAGCUGAUAAAGAAAAUUGCACUA
Molecule: messenger RNA, 1126 nt
Organism: Cyprinodon tularosa
Lineage: Eukaryota; Metazoa; Chordata; Actinopteri; Cyprinodontiformes; Cyprinodontidae
Exons: 3
Coding region: 76-921 (281 amino acids)
Source: RefSeq, a predicted model, not a curated record